Messenger RNA from Aureobasidium vineae, 2280 nucleotides. The record is from the annotation of a GenBank genome assembly. NCBI's taxonomy places the organism in Eukaryota, Fungi, Ascomycota, Dothideomycetes, Dothideales, Saccotheciaceae.
ACCAUGAGUCGCAAUAUCCUGCCAGCUUCCGCCACUGCAGACCAUGCCAAGCCCUCCUCAUGCGCUGCACCUUCACCAACGGUAGCUAGGUGGCAACCCGCCAAGGUCAAAAGACUCGCUGGCUCGGCAUGUGAGUACUGUAGGAAACGAAGACGAAAAUGUAAUGGCGAACAACCAUGUCCCCUAUGUGUGGACAACCAUCAGGAGUGUAUCUAUGAGGUUACAAGAACGGAAACUUCAGGUCAAGCUAUGAAGAGGAAACACGCUCAGAUGCAACAAGACCAUGACGAAUUGAAAGCUCUCUUCAACGUUCUUGCGACAGCCGACAGCCAGAAAAGUCUCGACAUUCACAAUCGGAUCAGAGCUGGACAAUCGCCAGCGUUCAUUUUACAGCAACUAAAGCAUGGAGACAUGUUGAUCCAAACCAAAAUCAGCUCAGAAAGGCACGUGCGGCAUGUGUUGCUUAGUAGCCUCAUGCAGACAAACGCUUCUUUCGAUGAGAUGGUAGAAUUUGUCGGCUCGUCCAUUGCGAAAACACCCAGUACAGAGAUUCCCUCCGCAGCACUCUUGCGACAACUCAGAGGAAAGCAAACAAAUUUGAAAGGAUUUCGCAACCUACUUGGCUACCCUCAGCCUUCACCGCCGCAGCGCCGGAUAGCCAUAUCUGAUCUCUUGAGCGUUCAAGAAGGUGCGCCUUCCGAGACUGGAAGCUUCAGCUCGGCUGAAGACGUGGAAGACGACGACAAAGAACCAAGGGAACCUCCUGUCAAGGUUCGGGCAAAGCCUUGGACUUUGAUAACGGACGAUGACGACCUAGUAUCUCAUCUCAUCUCCUUAUAUCUUGAAUAUGUCAACCCAUUCUUCCGGGCUCUGGAAGAUGAUUUAUUUGUUCAAGCCAUGCAAUCUGGAGAUCUGAACUCGGAAUAUUGUUCACCAUUUCUGGUCAAUAGCAUUCUGGCUCUUGCCUGCCCUGAUGAUUACAUAACUCGAGGACAACACUUCCACGAUGAAGCAUUUCGGCUCUGGCAUCUUGAAGAAGGAAGAGCAUCUCUCAGAAAUCUGCAAGCACUCUCUGUGUUAUAUCCUGGCUGUAUCCUAAGAGGAAAGGACAAGUUAGGCGUGAGCACGUGUGCUGUAUUAACACAACUGGGUCGGAGUGUGCCAGAUACACUACAUCGGCCCUCGUCUAUGCCUGCACCGACGCCUGAAGAAAUCAGGGCCUAUGAACGAGUCAGAAAGGGCUCGGCCUGGGCUGCUUUCGCGUGCGACAUGGCGACUGCAAACACAAUAUUACAACCAGCAUGGCAUACAACUUGCAAAGAAGAUUUGCCUACUUUGGACGAGCUACCAUCAACAGAGACAUCACAUGUAUGGACCGGUUAUCCAUAUCACAACAAGAACGACUACCUCGACAAGAACGCCAUGUGGGUUGCUCAUUGCCGACUAAUACAGCUAACUUGGAAAGCACAACGACUUUUGUAUGCUUCAGAUCGUAGCGAUCCACAAUUCUCCUACCAUGUCCAAGCGUUAACUGAAGAAAUGAAUCACUGGAAAAACACAUUACCAGACAGUCUUCAUUUUCAAGGAAGACUGCCGGCACCAGUCUCUUGCUAUGCAAGUGUGAUCAUCGCACUGUACUCGCUCUUCCGGCCGCUAGGAAAUGACCGACUUGUCCCCUCGGAAGAAACUUCUGAAGUCCGUCCCAGGCAAGGCUACAGAUACCAUCAGGAUCUCACUCCACCAUAUGGCACGCCAGACAUAACAGAAGGCAAUGCCCAGGAUUUGUUUGCUCGCACUAUGAGUGACCGUGCUCUCGCCACUGCUCACGACCAUGCGGUCAGGCUGGGCAGUUUCCGACACCACUACGGCUUGAAAAUUACGCCGCCAUACUUUGUCCAGGCAAAUGGUGUAGUCUGCUUCACUCUACUACAAGACCUCGACAACCCUGCUUCUGCCGCUGCCUUCAAAGAGGCCUUUCGUUGUCUGCUAGGUGCUGGCAUGCAGUUGCUUUGGGCUAGGGGUAUGGCUAGGAUGCUGCAUCUGACCGCUCAAAAUACCGGUAUAAGGUUCCCAAAGCCUAUAGAGACGAUGCUGGAAGCAGUUGCAGAUACUGCAUGGACGAAGAGCGACACCGAGAUGUUGAGUUCGUGUUGGCCCAAUAUUGCCAUUGCCAAAGAUGCAAAGGCGGGAGAGAGCGUUACCAUGGAAGAUCUGAUCAAGAAAUGGGAGAAACUUGCUGUUGACGAGGAAGAAGAAAAGGGGAUAAAACCAGGGACUUGA